This is a messenger RNA of Penicillium brevicompactum, 1020 nucleotides long. RefSeq names its product phosphatidylinositol phosphate kinase family protein. Gene Ontology annotation, biological process: phosphatidylinositol metabolic process. The coding region runs from base 1 to 1020 and encodes 339 amino acids. Gene Ontology annotation, molecular function: phosphatidylinositol kinase activity. The transcript is spliced from 2 exons. The record is from RefSeq and is a predicted model, not a curated record. Lineage: Eukaryota; Fungi; Ascomycota; Eurotiomycetes; Eurotiales; Aspergillaceae.
AUGAAGCAGAGUCGCCGAGAAUCCGCAUUAAUAAAGUCCAUACAGUCUGCAUUGACCCGUGACAAUCAUUCAAAAAAGACUCUCCUUAAGAAGCUUCUGGCUUUCUUCUCGGUGCGCCGGAUAAAACUCACACGACAUGAGCGAGAACUGUUCGAGAAACUACGUGGCGAGGUAUGGAAGUUUGAUCUGAACGAAUACCAAGCAAGCUUCCAUACAAGAGGACAGCUUCCAUUCAAGACAGUGGGCGACUUGGGCUACUCAGGAUCGACUUUUCUCGCUACGGUUGACACACGUUUGAUUGUAAAGAGCCUGCCGCGCCAUUUCGAGUACUCCUUUUUCCAAGAGGACCUUCUUCUGCCUUACUUUGAGUAUAUGUCCCAAAAUCCAGAUUCUUUACUUGUAUGGAUUACAGACUAUCUCAUUGCACCUUAUGUUACUCUGGGCACACUCUUUGGAUUGACCCCAGCCCAUCAUAUUGUCAUGGAGAACACGAUGUGCGGCCGAGAUGAAGACCCAGCCGCUGAGAAGUGGGAAACAUACGAUUUGAAGCCAAUUGAUUACUUUUAUCCAGAGCGUGAUAUCAUGCCUCGGACUCUAGUAAGCGAUGAGACGCUCAACAAGCUGGCAGAUAGAUUCGAUGAAAAGCUCUAUUUGUCUCGCUCAGACUACAAGUGCUUCUGGGAUAUGAUCCAGAAAGAUACGGCCUUCCUUCAGGACGCUAAUGUUGUUGAUUAUUCUUUGUUCCUGAUUCGUAUACCUGCGUCUUCAGAUCUUCCGGUGCAGGGUCGGAGAAGUCCAUGGCGAGCAGGGCUGCCAUCUGCUGAUGGACAGUGGAAGUACCGUGCGGUCAUACUAGACUUCUUUUGGGCUCGACACAAGCUUCAGCCUCUGGCACUAUCAGGCGUGGUGCAGACCUUCAACGUCGUGGGAAGGCAAGGGCCCAUGACUAUCACGACCACGCCAAGUGAAUAUCGUGACAAGUUCUUGACCAUGGUUUCUGAGAUGAUUGAAGAACAUUGA